Messenger RNA from Helicoverpa armigera (cotton bollworm), 2186 nucleotides. RefSeq lists its product as uncharacterized. Lineage: Eukaryota; Metazoa; Arthropoda; Insecta; Lepidoptera; Noctuidae. The record is from RefSeq and is a predicted model, not a curated record. The transcript is spliced from 2 exons. The coding region runs from base 489 to 2180 and encodes 563 amino acids.
GGGUUGUUUCCAAUUUUCGGAAAUCUGUUUAGAUAGCUUCUAAAUAAUUUUAAGAUCACCCUCUCUUUCAUUUUUCGUCUCAAAUCUUUUUAUUUUUUAUGUAUUUCAUCUUUUUCUAUUUUUCUUAAAAUAUUGCUCAGAAAACGCUAGAUCACGUGACUUUGACGUCAUUAUCUAAUGUCAUUCCUUUACAUUUUAAAGCACAUCUAACGAGAAAAAACUAACAUACUAACUAAUUGAUUCCUUGAUUUUAAUAAUUUAUUUUAAUAAAAUAGCUACAAAAACUAAAAUAUUUUAUACAUGUAAAUUAUUUUUAUACAUUUAGCACAAAAAUAAAAUACCUAAAUGUUUUGUGUUGUGUACGCGGUAAAAUGAAACGAAAACGAUGCAAAGAAACGUGAAGUUUGUGUUUAUUUAUAUUGAGGUUAUGUUUAUGUUUGUGUCAGCGUUCGAAAAGAUUUGAUGCUGUUUCAAAAAACUUAAAUAAAAUGAAUACCUACAAGAUUUGUGUUGUGCGAGGCUGUAGAAAUACGACCAUUAGUGCUCCAAAUAAACUGUUCAUCCACGUUCCGCAAUCCACCAAAUCGUUAGAAAUGCGCAAAACAUGGUUACAGUUGGGCGGAAGAAACUUUGCCGAUUACUCCACAAAAUCUUCAAUUUAUUUUUGUGAGGAUCACUUUGAUCUACCAAGAGAUAUGGAGAACUACAUGCAAUUCAAAAUCAUGGGUUCAGUCAAGAUAAAAAUGAAACCAAAUUGUGUGCCUUCAAAAUUUGCGUGUCUGGAAGGUGAAGCAAUGGAAAAUGCAGGAGUAACUGAGGAAACUAAUUUGCCUAGUGAAGAAAGUAGUUCAACUGCAUUUAUUGUCAGUAAAAUUGAUAAAUCUAUCCAGACCUCUCUUUCAACUUCCACUACAUCAGUACAGACUGAAUCUGUUAGUCUAGAAAACAAAUGUGUUCAAUUUAAUUUUAUACCAAAAUACAGAAGUAGAAAAACACAGACUACAACAAAAAAGAUUAAUCAGUUAACAUCACCAAUGCAAAUUUCAACGGUAAGCAAAGGCACAUCACCAUUCAAAGUUGAAAAAUAUAAAGGGAAGCCAUCAUCAUUUGGCAAUACAAAUGUAAGAAGAAAAUUAGUAUUUAUUUCAGAAGAAAUAUCCGACUCUGAAGGUACACCAAGUGUUCCAAAAGAUUCUACAUCACUAUCUGUGACAUCAACAGAAUUUAGAAUAACAGACUACAGUGAUCAAGGAAGUCAAUCCAUAAGCACAGAAGGGUCAACCUUACAAAUAAUUAGAAGAAAUAUUGAAAAAGAAUUUGGUCAAAGAUCACUCAGAAAUACAUUAGAAAGGAUACAGAAAAACCCUAAGUUUUACAUAGGCAUGCCGAAAGACUGUUUUUUCUUAGUUAAUAUUAUUCUAAGAAAUACUAAUAUACCGGAGGAACACAUCUAUCUUUGCUUACAAAAAAUAAGAUUAAAUUGUACUUUUACCGAGCUUGGUGAUCACUUUGGGAUAUCAAAAUCUUAUGCUAGCAAACUGUUCAAAAAACAUGUUGUAGAAAUAGCCAAAGUAUUACAACCAUUUGUAAGAAAUUCAAAGAAAAUAAAAUAUAAUUUACCAAUGGCUUUUAGACAAAAAUAUUACAAAAUUGACUACAUUAUUGACUGUUUUGAAAUAGAAAUUCAAAAACCUAUGAAAGCAGUCUACCAAGCCCUGAGCUGGUCUGAUUACAAAAAAGCCAAUACUUUAAAGUAUUUAAUAAGCAGCACACCAGAUGGUAUAAUUAAUUUUAUAUCUGAAGGUUACAGUGGUAGGACAAGUGAUGUAACCGUAGUUGAAAAAUGCAAGUUUUUGGAGAAUAUGGAACCAGGAGUGUCAAUAUUGGCAGACAGAGGUUUUAAACACCUUCAAAACCUUUGCCUCCAAAAGGGAAUAGAAUUGGUGCGGCCGCCAAGUGUGGGUUCAAAAUCAAAGUUAACUAAAGCAGAAGCUCAUAAAACUAAAGAAGUUGCUAGCCUUCGAAUCCACAUUGAAAGAGUCAUCAGACGUUUAAGGGAAUUUUCCCUUUUAAAACCUCACAGUGUAAUUAAUACUAAUUUGUUAAAAGUUAUAGAUGAAUGUGUUCUUGUAGCAUGUGCCUUAGUAAACAUACAGGAUUCAUUAAUAAAAUCUAGAUAAGAAAAC